AUGGCAGCAUGUAAUGGUGGAGCUAUGUUUAUAAAAGCUGUUAAUUGUGAGGGUGAGACCAAGGACAAGUACCAUAUUGCCAAAUUAAUCAGUGAAGUGAUUGAUGAAGUGGGUCCUAAUAAUGUAAUUCGGGUAAUUACUGAUAAUGCUCCAGUUUGUAGUGCAGCUGGAUCAAUUAUUCAAGGUAAUUAUCCGAAGAUCUUUUGGACACCUUGUGUAGUUCACACUCUUAAUCUUGCUCUUAAGAACAUUUGUGCUGCGAACGAAGUUGGAGUUGUUGCAUAUGCUUAUGAUGAAUGCCAUUGGAUCACUACUGUGAUUGAUGAUGUAAUGUUUGUGAAACAUUUCGUCAUGAAUCAUUCUAUGAGAUUAGCUAUUUUUAAUGAGUUUGUACCUUUAAAGCUACUUUCUGUUGCAGAUACACGCUUUGCAUCUGCAAUUGUUAUGCUAAAAAGGUUUAAACUUAUAUAUCAUGGUCUCCAAACAAUGGUCAUAAGUGACAAAUGGGCUUCUUACAAGAAAGAUGAUGUUGGGAAAGCAGUUGUUGUAAAGGAAAAGUUGUUGAAUGAUGUUUGGUGGGAUAAGAUUGAAUAUAUACUCUCAUUCACAUUGCCUAUUUAUGAGAUGCUUAGAUUUUGUGACGCUGAUAAGCCAUGUCUACAUUUGGUUUAUGAGAUGUGGGAUUCAAUGAUUGAACGGGUGAAGGCAUCCAUCUAUAGGCGUGAAGGGAAGUCAGAAAAUGAAGAGUCAUCCUUUUAUUCUGUAGUGCAUCAAAUAUUAGUGGAAAGGUGGACAAAAAGUAGCACACCUCUUCAUUGCCUUGCUCAUUCCUUGAAUCCAAGGUAUUAUAGUGGGAUGUGGCUUCAUGAAAAUCCCAUUCGUGUUCCUCCUCACAAAGAUGUUGAAAUUUCUGAGAUAAGAAUCAAGUGUUUUAAGAGAUACUUUCCUGAUUCAGAUGAGAGAAGGGUUGUUAAUACAGAGUAUGUGAAGUUUUCAGGUUGUUUGGAAAGUUUUAGUGACUCUGACUCAAUAUGUGAUAGAGGGGUAAUGGAACCAGUGGUUUGGUGGUUGGCACAUGGCUCUUCUGCACCUAUGCUCCAAUCCUUGGCAGUGAAAUUACUUAGCCAACCAUGUUCGUCAUCAUGUCGUGAAAGGAAUUGGAGCACCUACUCUUUCAUUCACUCUAUGAGGAGGAAUAAAAUGACACCACAACGGUGCGAGGAUUUGAUUUUUGUGCACUCCAAUAUUCACCUCUUAUCAAGGUGGAGUCAACUAUACACAGAAGGAGAGACCAAGUUAUGGGACGUUGGGGGAGAUGCAUUUGAUUCAUUGGAGGGUUCUGGUUUCCUUGAAAUUGCAAAUCUUUCACUUGAUGAGCCAGAGAUGGAAGCUAUUUUAUUCAAUGAUGAAGUUGAUGGAAGUGAACUUUGA
Molecule: messenger RNA, 1431 nt
Organism: Camellia sinensis
Lineage: Eukaryota; Viridiplantae; Streptophyta; Magnoliopsida; Ericales; Theaceae
Molecular function (GO): protein dimerization activity
Source: RefSeq, a predicted model, not a curated record